Macrosiphum euphorbiae (potato aphid) is the source of this 666-nucleotide messenger RNA. NCBI's taxonomy places the organism in Eukaryota, Metazoa, Arthropoda, Insecta, Hemiptera, Aphididae. The record is from the annotation of a GenBank genome assembly.
AUGGACAUUUUUGAUGAUAACGAAUUCGAAAAUUUGGUCGAAGAUCAUCAUCUCGAUGAAGAUGCGAAUAAAUAUCUAGAACCGCAAGACAAUGACGAGCAAAAUGAGGAAAAAAAAAUUGUUCCAGUGAAGAUCCGUGUAAGAAAUCCACAGCCUAAAUUGAAUCCCGAAAGGUUGCGAGGUACUCGUGGGUUAUCUGUACUUCCAACAUGGUUUGAGAACAUUCAGUUGAAAGGUAAAGGCCAUGAAUCUGAAGAUCUCAAUGCUGUCAUAAACCGUCUGGAACAAUGGACUCAUAGAUUAUUUCCUAGGUAUACAUUUGAUGACUGUAUCGAUAAGUUAGAGAAAUUAGGAAAAAAGAAUGAAAUUAAGGUAAUGUUGAAACGAAUAAGGAUGGAUAUGGAUAUCAAUAAUUGUGUAACACAAAUUGAGGAUGAUGUGGUUGAACCAUCACCCCCUCAGAUUGAUUUAUUUGAUCAGAUUGCUAACACUGUAGAUAUAUUCCCAGUAACAUCUACUCCAAGUGUCAGUAACACUGGAUUAACUGAAGAACAAAGACAAAGAAUGAUGCGAAACCGAAUGUUGGCUGAGGAAAGGCGGCAAGCUAAGAUAAGAGCUCGUCAAGAACAAGAAGUAACAUUUACUGCAAAAUUUAGUAGCAUAUAA